ACUCUUUGGCUAGACUAAGAAAAUUGAUAUUUCUCAAUCUAAACAUAGUACACAGUUGCCUGCCAAUAAUAAAUUUAAUUAUUAUUUGAUACGUAGUAGGUACGUACCUACUUUGAAAUUGUCAUGCAUUAUAAUUGACAAUGGGUUCAUGUUUACCUCUAAAUUGAAGGAAACAAUAUUUAUGAUAUACAGGAGACACAUAACCUUAUAAAUUGGCUUGAACACUAGAUAUUUCAAUUUUGUGAUUAAAUAAAUAUCGCAAUGAGUUAUCCGGGCGGUGGUGGUAGAGGAAUGGGGUUUGCCGGCUUCUCGAUGCCGAAGCGAAACCCUUCGAAUGUGUCUCUCCAUGCUGUGCCGCCUCCAACGACGUCUAUGCAUGCUGUCCCACCGCCUUCCAGUGGUCUUUCAAAACAAGGAUAUUCUACAAUGAGUGCUAUUACACAAAAUGCAGUUACCGGCACUUGGGGUACUCUUGGGAAGAAACGCGCCAAAACCGAGGAUGAGUAUUUUGAUGAUGAUGAUGAGCCUCCAACACCAGCGUUGGCUUAUAUACCUGCACCAGGAAGCCCUACUAAUGCAGCAAGUAGUUCUAGGGCUGAUGACGACGAUGAAGAUCCUCUAGAUGCCUACAUGGCUGGGUUGGAACAACAAGCAGCUCGGGAUUUGGUCACCAGUAAGGAGAAUGCAGCCAGCGGAAAAGACAGUGUGAGAGGAACUAGGGGUGAUAUUGAUGAUAUGGACGAUGAAGAGAGUUAUUAUAAGUAUAUGGAAGAAAAUCCUCUGAAUAAUGCAGAUGACACGUCUGAUGUAGAAAUAGAAUAUGAUGAAGAUGGCAAUCCUUUAGCUCCAGCGAAGAAAAAAUUCAUCGAUCCCUUACCUCCUAUAGACCACUCUGAGAUAGACUAUGAACCAUUUGAAAAGAACUUCUACACUCCUCAUGAAGAUAUUGAAAAGCUCACACAUCAACAAGUUGAGGAGUUAAAAAAGAAUUUAGGUGUGAAGAUAACGGGUCCGGACCCCCCUCGGCCCGUGAGCAGCUUCGCUCACCUCGGGUUCGACGAGCAGCUGAUGCGCGCCAUCCGCCGCUCGGAGUACACGCAGCCCACGCCCGUGCAGGCCGCCGGCGUGCCCGCCGCCUUGUCCGGACGAGACAUUAUUGGUAUUGCCAGAACCGGCUCAGGCAAGACGUGCGCGUUUCUGUGGCCGCUACUGGUUCACAUCAUGGAUCAGAAGGAAUUGGCGCCCGGCGAUGGACCAAUAGGACUCAUCCUUGCUCCCACCAGAGAAUUAGCUCAACAGAUUUACAUGGAAGCGAAGAAAUUCGGCAAAGUGUACAACAUAAGGUGUGUGUGCUGUUACGGUGGUGGAUCGAAAUGGGAACAAGUUAAAGCGUUGGAAGGUGGUGGUGCAGAAAUAAUAGUAGGCACUCCGGGUCGUGUCAUAGAUUUGGUCAAGUGUAAAGCUACAAAUCUACAAAGGGUGACCUAUCUAGUGCUCGACGAGGCUGACAGAAUGUUUGAUAUGGGAUUUGAGCCACAAGUCCGUUCGAUCUGCAACCACGUGCGGCCGGAGCGACAGGCGCUGCUGUUCUCCGCGACCUUCCCGCGCCGCGUGGAGCGACUGGCACGCGACGCGCUGCACGACCCCGUCCGCGUGCAGCACGGCGCCGCGGGGGAGCCGGCGCACCUCGUCACGCAGCACGUCCGAAUAUUCAACAAACCAGAAGAGAAGUGGUCAUGGCUGCUCAGUAACUUAGUUGAGUUCCUGUCGGCGGGAAGCGUGCUCAUAUUCGUUACGAAAAAGCUGGAGGCGGAGCAGACGGCCGCCAACCUCGGCGUGCAGCAGUACGACGCGCUGCUACUGCACGGGGACAUGGAGCAGGCGGACAGGAACAGAGUCAUCACGGCCUUCAAGAGGCAGGAGACUAACAUACUAGUAGCCACCGACGUUGCCGCCCGCGGCCUGGACAUCCCGCACGUGCGCACGGUGGUGAACUACACGGUGGCGCGCGACAUCGACACGCACACGCACCGCGUGGGCCGCACGGGCCGCGCCGGCGUGCCGGGCGACGCGCACUCGCUGCUGCUGCGCCAGCACGACCGGGACUUCGCGGGGCACCUGCUGAGGAACCUGGAGGCCGCGCAACAGGUGGUGCCCGACGAGCUUCUGCAGUUGGCGAUGCAGUCGGCCUGGUUUAGGAAGUCGCGCUUCAAGAAAGGAAAAGGAAAGAAUCUUAACAUCGGCGGCUGCGGCUUGGGGUACAAGGAGCGUCCGGGGCUGCCCCCCGCGCCCCCCGCGCCCUGCGAGCCGCACGGGCCCGCCACCGACCGCCUCGCCUCCCUCAAGCAGGCCUUCCGCUCACAGUACAACCAGUUCACAGCGUCGUCAGAUCACUCGUGGGAGCAGACGCGGGUCCAGCCUGGGGUCAACGAGCCCGCGCCGCCGCCUGACGACAAGCCCGAGAGGGUCCGGAAGAGCGGCAAGAAGAGCCGCUGGGAGUAGCCACCCCCAACUCAAUGCGAGGGUAGUCUGAACACGGGGGUCGGUGCGGUCUGGGAGCUUACGUCGCACGUGGCCAGCUGAGCCGAUGCGGUCCAGAGACCGACAGCCGCGCGCGAGCCCACGAACUCUCACGGAACUAAAGAAAUAUCUCUUAAAACUGGUCACAGAGACAACUUUUUUUGUUAUUGCAUAUAUGAGUGAUAUGAGUUCUAAGGUCUCAGUAUAGUUACAAUGGCUGCCCCGCCCUUCAAACCGCAACGCAUUACUGCUUCACGACAGAAGUAGGAAGUGUGGUGGUACCUACCCGUGCGGACUCGCAAGAGGUCCUACCACCAGUAAAGCCGAGAACAUUAGUAUUUAAACUAGCGUAGCCGGUCUCAAUGAAGUGUCUAAGAUUACGUAGUUUUUCAGACGCAAGUUUUGUGUCGACUCUCGGAGACUUAUCUGUCUCUGCCGUAAAGCAGAUAAUCGGGUUCGAAGGUCGAGAUAGCCUUUAUACAAGUGGAACUUGAACCUCAUGUCUUGAGACGAGGGGCAGUAGCGUGGCUAGUGACGCCAACUCCUCUCCUGUCCUGUGUGCUUAGUGCGAGUUUCUUAACGUUCUAGAUAGUGUAAGAGUUAAGCCAUUUUUGUAUGCAGUUGGAACAGCGCUCCUAGCAGUAAACGUACGCAAACGAUCCCAUUCCAUACAAAUAUGAGUUAACGUUUACGCUAUCGAGAACGUAAAAAAUCUGACACUAAGCACACUGGAGUAUUCAAAGAAAACUUACCAUACAUUGAUGGUAUUAUAAAGCUUUUCCAAUGUUAACCUGCCAAAAUAGUAGUUUCGUAGGCAGCGGCUUGGCUCUGCCCCUGGCAUUGCUGAAGUCCAUGGGUGACGGUAACCACUCACCAUCAGCUGGGCCGUAUGUUCGUCUGACUACAAGGGCAAUAAAAAAAAAUCUUAAUUACUGAUGGCAAUAGAGUCCGCACCCACUCUCCCUCGUUCUCCGGCGAACCAGUCACACCUUCUGAUAUGAAGGUCUGGAGCUCGGACUUGCCUAAGGGGUCCGGUUGAUGCCUGGUGGCCGUGGGUUUGUACAAGGGGAAAUACAAUUUAAAAAAAAACUAGAAGACAAUGCAUCGGCCCCCGCACUACCCGCAAAUUAAAUAAAUUGAUUGAGUCAUCUGUCACCCCACGACAAACAGAAGCCCGAUACAAAACAUCGCUAGCCAAACACGUGAUACAUAAUCUAACAGAUAUCAAUUCAUGUAUUUAUUCAUUAAAAUCAAUUGUAACAUUGACAAAAAACAUCGUAAUGUCCCAAAUUUAAAGUGAAACGCAUCGAACGCGAACAAACAAAACCGCAAACAUUAGAUAUAUAUAUAUAAAUAUUAGUUAAGUUAUCGUUUUUAUGUGUCGGGAAUUUGUUUUAAUUUUAAAAUUCGCUUUUAAGAUAAUGUCGCGUGAGUGUUCAAUUAAAUGUAACACUGUCCGAUGCGUCGUCGGUUUUAGCCUUAGUGUACUUAUUGCGAGCUUUUUAACGUUAUUGAUCGCGUAAAAGUUAACUCAAAUUUGUAUGGAGUUGGAAAGUUUGUGUACGUUUGCCGCUAGGGGCGCUUUUCCAACUCCAUACAUAUUUGAGUUAACUUUUACGCAAUCGAGAACGUUAAAAAACUCGCACUAAGCACACUGAUCGCUAAGAGAAGUUCAAGGAAGCCGGUGGAAAUAGCAUUUUAUAAUAAUGUAAU
Molecule: messenger RNA, 4233 nt
Organism: Bombyx mandarina (wild silkworm)
Lineage: Eukaryota; Metazoa; Arthropoda; Insecta; Lepidoptera; Bombycidae
Product: ATP-dependent RNA helicase DDX42
Molecular function (GO): RNA helicase activity; nucleic acid binding; ATP binding
Source: RefSeq, a predicted model, not a curated record